AUGACUACUCCUGCUCCGGAUAUGACCCCUGCUGCCAAGCGGACCGGGAGCCUCCCCUUGCGGUCCCGGUCGGGCUGUCUGACCUGUAGGACCAAGCACCUCAAAUGCGACGAGACAAAACCCAACUGCCAGCUUUGUCUCUCUCGUGGUAUUAAAUGCGGUGGGUACAACCGUGGCCUCAAAUGGUCUACCAAGCACGAGAAGCACGCCGAGCUGGCGGACCUCGACGUCCAGCUGUCGCCAAAGCAACAGGUUGGCGUUGCUGCUCCCAAGAGACGUCGCGGCCGUCCGAGACGGAAGCCACUGCCUGGAGAGACGUCAUCUGUGGCUUCAGGUUCUGCUGUCGCGUCAAAUCCUGGCGACACGAACUGGGGAUUAUUUUCCGAAUUUGCUUUUGAGAAGACGAUCCCGCCUGUUGAGGAGAACGACAAUGCUCAGCCGCCUGAUCUACCAGCAAAUGCCAUCUGCGACGACUACUCUCCCCCAUUUGACCUUGACAUCCCUAUCGGUGCUAUCGACAACCUGCAAUGGACUCAGGAUACCUUGGACUUGACGACCAAUGUAGAUGGCUAUUCUGAUGGUGGCAGCGACCUAUCUCUAUUCCCCGUACAACAAACCUACAGCCCGGUCUUCAUACCGCCUGCAGUAUCCGACGUCUCAACAUCGCUGGUCGAGUUUUGGUUCAGAGAUGUAUGUUCUCUCUGGUCGCAGUAUGAUUCUCCAACAAACUCCAACCGGACAUUGGCUACCGCGCUCUGGUCAUCUUCCGAAGCUGUCUCUACUAGCCUCCAGAGCAUGUCAUCAGCCUACCUCUCUUCAAAACUACCCCACAUGAAGAAGACAUCGAUAUUGAUGAUGAGCACGGCAACCAAAGCCAUCGAGAACGAACUCCAGGUUGUCAAGUCAUCUCCUCGUCUUGAUGUCGUGCCGUUAGGUUUGAUCUAUGGACUUUUCUGCAUAGGGACCAGUAUCUGCUGGCUCAACGCGACACAACUCGGGAUACCCUUUUUGAAGGAGGCCAAGGCUCUCUUGUAUCGAAUAAACCGACAAAAGCGAAGUCUCACAGAAGAUGAGCGACGGUUAUUACGCAUUUUCAACAAGAGCUGGACAUACUGCGAACUGCUCUUGUCGGUCGUUUCUGACACUAACCCUUACAACAUGUACGAGCUCGACGAGAUCGAUGAUGUUGGAGCCGAUGAGUAUCCCACUGCCGAGCCGGCUCCCCCGAUUGUGGACGAUGUACCUCAUCCCUGGACAGGCGUCUCGAAUACUGUCUCCCGGCUGUUUACGAAAACGAUGAGGCUUUGCCGCAACUAUCGCUAUCACCUUACACAUCCUGGUCUAAUGGCUAUGCGUGAUCACACGACAGCGUUGAAGCUCAUCGAAGAGGCAAAAUCACUAGAGGAGAAACUUCUGGGUCUGGACUUUGAAUCUGCGCCGACAAACAGCGAGACUGGAGAUCAAAAGACGCCCUGUCGACAUCUUAUCGAUGUUGCUGAGGCAUAUCGACUAGCGGGUUUGAUACACAUCUAUCAGACAUUCCCGGACUUGGUUCUACUAAGGCUACCGAGUCAUGUCUCAGUCCUCGACAAUGCUUUGAUUCCUUGGGAAGAGUGCAUCACCCCACUGAGCCUUCGCCUAGUCAAAUUGAUACAGCAGCUUCCUCCAGACUCUGGCAGCAAAAUGACGCAGCCUCUCCUCUGCAUCACAGCAGCCACGGGACUCAGAUUCGAUUCUUCGGACUCGGAUUCUGAGACCACAGGAUCUCCCCCACAACAACCCGCCCCGACCCCAUCACCCUUCAACCUGGGUGGCGUUGAAGACUGUAGCAUGUCGGAGUACAUUGGCCGUCUAAUUCAGUCAGAUGAGGAGAUUGAGCAGGUGACCACGAUCACCGAAUCACGCCUGAAGAUUGUUGAUGCCCGGUGUUUUCUACUCAACAGACUAGAUAUUCUCGAGACUGUGCUUCCGCCUAGGCCAAUUAUUGUGGCCAAGAGUCUUGUUCAGGCUAUCUGGGACGAGUAUGACAAAGAACUACCGGGAUUUGCGUCGACACAUUGGAUUGAUGUCAUGGAGAAGAAGAACUUGCGGUCGUUGUUCGGAUAG
This is a messenger RNA of Fusarium vanettenii 77-13-4, 2106 nucleotides long. RefSeq lists its product as uncharacterized. Bases 1 to 2106 code for a protein of 701 amino acids. Gene Ontology annotation, biological process: positive regulation of transcription by RNA polymerase II. The transcript is spliced from 2 exons. The record is from RefSeq and is a predicted model, not a curated record. Gene Ontology annotation, molecular function: transcription cis-regulatory region binding; DNA-binding transcription factor activity, RNA polymerase II-specific; zinc ion binding. Gene Ontology annotation, cellular component: nucleus. Lineage: Eukaryota; Fungi; Ascomycota; Sordariomycetes; Hypocreales; Nectriaceae.